Monosiga brevicollis MX1 is the source of this 3396-nucleotide messenger RNA. RefSeq lists its product as uncharacterized. Gene Ontology annotation, biological process: phosphatidylinositol dephosphorylation. Gene Ontology annotation, molecular function: phosphatidylinositol-4,5-bisphosphate 5-phosphatase activity. Lineage: Eukaryota; Choanoflagellata; Craspedida; Salpingoecidae. The record is from RefSeq and is a predicted model, not a curated record. Bases 1 to 3396 code for a protein of 1131 amino acids. The transcript is spliced from 21 exons.
AUGGGCUUCACCCGGAAUUUUCGAGUGCUGGAACAUCAGCGCGAUGGAUCCAUCUUUUUGCUGAAUCGCACCACCGGACUGGCGCUGUGGUUCCGCAACGAUGGCAAAUUCGAGGCCCUCACCGCCCCUGAAUACGAGCUUCACGGCCAGGAGUUGACCAAGCGUUAUGAUGUCUAUGGUGCCAUCGGCGUGCUUGAGCUCCCCACCGAAAAGGGCUCGGAUGUCACAGCCCCAGUCCUGCUUGUGGUCAUGGACUGCAAGAGCAAUGGUCGCCUACCAGGGUGUCAAGUGUACCACAUCAGCCGCAUCGACUUGGUAUAUCUCGCCUCGGCUGCCCAUGAUGAGCGUCCCCACGAUUACUACUGCACCUACUUGAAGCAGCUCUUUGCCACCGGCAGCUUCUAUUUUUCAGCUCGCGAGGAAAGCCUCGCUCCCGGAGCCAACUUCACUGCGUCCGCACGCCUCACGGUCCAUCUCCCUUCUGCCUGCCAGCGAGCCUCACGAUCGCCCGGGGAGCGUGACUCGAGCUACUUUUGGACCCGGGUUCCCUGGACCUGGGUCUCACGACACGGCAUUGCCAGCCAAGACUGGCUGCUACCCGUCAUUCGCGGCUCGGUGCAAAUUCGCACCGUGUAUGCAGGGUCAGAACAAAUUUGUUGCCUGUUGGUCUCGCGCCUAAGCAACGCCCGCAGUGGUAUGCGUUUUAAUACGCGCGGCGUUGACGAUGAAGGCAACGCCGCCAACUUUGUCGAGACUGAGCAGGUCAUUUUCGCGGGCAAACACAUUCUGUCCUUUGUCAUUGCUCGUGGCUCGGUGCCCAUCUUCUGGUCCCAGCCCGGUCUGAACGUCGGUCAGCACAAGGUGCAGCUCACGCGCGAGUUUGCUGCUACUCAACCCGCGUUUCAGCGCCACUUUGAUCAGCUUGCUGCCGCAUAUGGCCACACGGUGAUCGUCAGUUUAUUGGGACUGAAGGGCGGUGAAUACACUUUGGAAUCUCAAUUUGAGAAACAUGCCAGCACCUACGACCCCGACAUGCCGUUUGUCCACUUUGACGUUCAUGCCAAGUGCAGGGGAAAUAAGAAAGCCGUCAAAAUGCUGCCGCUUGUCAAACAGCUACGGACGUGGCUCACGUCGGACAGUUUCUUUAGUCUGACUGGUAAACGUGUCAAUCACGAGCAACUUGGCAUCAUCCGCGUCAAUUGCCUCGAUUGCCUCGAUCGCACCAACCUUUGUCAAAGCGUUGUGGGCCUUGCCGUUCUGGAGGAUAUGCUGGGCACGCUCAAAUCCGAGCUUGAUCUGCGAGAAAGCAAGUUGCUUGAAUUUCGUCGCGUCUUUGCGCUCAUGUGGUCAGUCAACGGAGACAACGUCUCUCGCUGCGUCACGGGCACUGGUGCCAUUUCUGGUGGAGUAAAGACAUCCAAGUUGAAGGACAUGCAGCGAUCCGUGGUCCGGACUUUUAAGAACAACUUUAUGGACAGUCGACGUCAAGCGGCCAUCGACCUGCUCCUAGGCACCUACCGUGACGGCCAAGCUGAUGAGCUGGUGAUUCCAAACGUUCUCAUGCGUCAGCGACUCGACGAAGCCAUGCGCCUUCGCAUCAAUGAUUAUUCAGAUGUCAUGCCCAUCAACGGCCUAUGCAUUGAUGAGUGGCUCAUUCGUCCCCGCAGUCGCCUCAGCGAGGACCAAGGCAAUGAGCUGGGCAUCUAUGCCAUUGGGUUUCAGGAAAUGGUGGACUUGAAUGCAUCCAACAUGAUCAAGACUGCGCAGACAAAUCGCUUGGAGUGGGCCAACGAAAUUUGCACAAUCCUGGGCGAUGACUAUGCCUUGCUGACGAGCGUGCAGCUCGUGGGCAUCUGCUUGUUUGUGCUCGUUCGGACCGACCUGGUCGACGUGGUUCGCGACGUCUGCACUUGCACCGUGAAAACCGGGGCCGGGGGCAAGGUUGGGAACAAGGGCGCUGUCGCGGUUCGACUACGUUUGUACAACACGCCCAUUUGCUUCAUCUGCUCGCAUCUUACGGCCGGCAAAAGCCACGUGGCCGAGCGUAACCAGGACUACCACGACAUUUACCGACGGAUCGACUUUGGCAAGGGACGUGUCUUGGACAGCCACUCGGCUGUGUUCUGGUUUGGCGACUUCAACUACCGCAUCGAUCUCGAGAACCUGGAGUGUCGCCAAGCCUGUGCUGACAAGGACCUGGCCACUUUGAAAGAGCAUGAUCAAUUGACGCGCGAGCGAGCCCGUCUCGCAGUCUUCGACUCGUUCAAUGAGCCUCCCAUCCACUUCCUGCCCACGUACAAGUACGACUUUGAUUCAGACGUCUAUGAUACUUCCGAGAAGCAGCGUGUGCCGUCGUGGACCGACCGGGCUCAGCAAAUCGACAUGAGCAAGGAACUGCGCGUGCGCGAGGAAAUUUUGAUCGAGUUGCGCAAGGAGCUGGCCACUCUGGCUGUGGAGUGUCAGCAGGGAAACCUGCCCGCCGUGGUGGUGCAACGUGCCAUGGAACAGUUUGGGGCCGUGGUCAUUGUGGACCAGUUGCCGUCUGGCUACCUCACACUUGUGACAUUUGCUGCCAUUGAGUCGGCAGAAAAAGCGUUGCGCUCUGUCGAUCCAACGAUUGAAGGGCUGCCGGUGUCACUGCGCCUAUUGGAUGGCUCGGACGCCGGGUCAUGGGCCUCUUUUGACACGAGCGUCGCGGAGUCGUUUGACCUUUCAGAUGCCGAUGUGGAUGACAGCGGCAUCUCAACUGCUGAUGACCAUGAGGCACGUGCUACUUUGGCGUAUUUGGAUCAACUCUCAUCGGGGGACUUGGACUCGGCCCUGGCUGAGGACGAUAAGGAGUCACUGUACAGCUCCACCACGUCUGGAAGCUCGCGGGUGAUGGGCCGCCAGCGAACUGGUCCCGUGGUCACCAAGGCGCGGUCUGAGAGUCGACCGCCCGUGCCGCAGCACAAGCCCCCACGCCCGUUGUCGCGCAAGUCCAGUGACAAGCCUCCCCUGCCAGCUCGCCCGGGCACCAGCUCGCCAGCGACUUUAUCAACAGCGUCAACAACUGGAGCAGGGUCAUCGGUGGCCAGUACCACAGCGUCGUCUGUAUCGUCGUCUGUGUCGGGGCCGCCGCCGCCCAGACCGAUGCCACCACGCGCCACCGAAUCCAAACCGCCACGCCCCGAGCCACCUCGCCCCGAACCGCCACGUCCCGAUCCACCGCGCGCAAAGCCACCUAGCCUGCGGUCGUCACUAGUUGAAAGUGAGCUCAAAUCGGCAGCCAAUGCCAUUGCACCGCCGCGCCGACCCAGUCCGCCCCGGCCCAUUCACAAGACUUGGGCCAAGCCUAGGCACAUAAUUGUAUAUUGUGUGUGUGUGCGCGUGCGCGCGUGCGUGCAGUGGAUGUAG